Messenger RNA from Coregonus clupeaformis (lake whitefish), 1490 nucleotides. RefSeq names its product serine-rich 25 kDa antigen protein. NCBI's taxonomy places the organism in Eukaryota, Metazoa, Chordata, Actinopteri, Salmoniformes, Salmonidae. Bases 81 to 617 code for a protein of 178 amino acids. The transcript has 6 exons. The record is from RefSeq and is a predicted model, not a curated record.
CCCAGCCUGAGGAGGAGGAGGAGGAGGAGAACCAGCCUGAGGAGGAGGAGGAGGAGGAGGAGGAGACCCAGCCUGAUGAGAUGGAGAGCCAGGAAAGUGACCUGAAGGAACAAGAGGAGAAACAACCUGGAGAGGAUAGCGUGAGCCGGUGUGACGACCAGGAGGGGAGAAAACAGGGCUCCAGUGAUAACAAAACAGAUGAGGAUGAGGAGGACCAAGACAGGCCUCAGAAGAAACCUGCUCGUAGGGGAAGGCCCUCGAAGGGAGCAACAUCAACGUCAGAGGAACCAGAAAAUACCGUAUCUGAGAAGACCGACAAAAAGCCAGACAAGAAAGAGAGCGAACAAAAAGAGGAAGAUGAGGAGAAAGAGACUCCCAAAACCAGAACUGCGACUCGAGCUGCUGUUCGCCUUGAGGCUGAGAGGAACAAACCAAGGAAACCUUCCACCCGAGCUCGGGGUGAAGAGGAGAACACAGCAAACACACGUGGGACGAGAGGACAGGUCUCUGUGCCAGCCAAGGCAGUGGGGCGUAAACGUGAAGCUAGCCCCCCAGCAGUGCGUACCAGAGGUGGACAAAAAUCUGAGGAGCCCCCUUCCAAAAGGACCAAGCGAUAAACAAAUACCGGGUUUCCCCAAGCCCAGGUAUUAGAAUAUUCACAGCGCUGUUGACAUAUUAUUUGACUUUUGAAUGCUUCUUUGUUUUUAGCAACACUUCACAUAAUACAUACCGGUACAUAUUUUCAAGUAUUAGUUUGAACCCCACCCCUCUAUUCAAGCCUGUGGAUGUGUUGGAUAGGAAUAUUUGGGGAUGGUAUGACAGUAUGGUCUAGCAGUGGUGGUUCACCAAACAUUCACCUAACCUGGAUUUAGCUCAUGGUGCUUUCCAUUUCUAUACAGUAUUAUAGACCCUUCACCAUGGGCCCAUAUGUUUUAGAUUGCACUGGUCAUUUAAAGAUGUUAGCUAAUAAUACCUCAUGAAACAGAGCAUUAGAGACCAAUCAUAGGUCUUAUGUGGAGAGGCUCAUUUACUUUAAUCCUAGGAGAGGUUACUGGAAAUUCUUUGUCACUGACAAAUCGACUUCUGUCUUUGUUGGUCACUCCAAGGAUUUGCCGUUCCUACAUCACGUUCAAAGGUUUUAUAUUUCUUUGACCUAUAGAUCCAUAUAGAUAUCAUUCAUAUAGAUUUUUAUAGAGCUAUUAACCUGGGUAUAGUCUCACAAGUGCUUUCACAAUUUGUUAUGUUUUUGCUCAUUGUUUCCGUAUCCAGAAGCCUCUUCCUGUUACUGGACUUGAACAUGGAAGUAUCCAUUCUAUGAAUGUAAAGGAUGCGUUUGUCUUCUCCCUGUGUUUUUUUUUCUAUGUUAUUUUGUUUUUUACUACACAGAUCCGUCUGUGCUCCUAACUACUUUCCCCAUUUAAGUGAUUUCUAGUUUUGCUUAUGCCCUGUUGUCAGUAUUGGAAGAGAUUAAAUUCCUUUCAAAUGGUGAA